CACACAUAUAUAUAGGGCUACCUAACUCGGCACACACACCACGGAUACAACCAGUCCAGUUGCCUGUCAAUCAAAAUAUAUAUGCGGCAUUGUAAUUACGAUUAAUGCUUUUAACGUCGCUGUCAAGGGCGAUAGGCUGAAUGAGAGCGUAAAAAGUACUGUCACAUAGACUGCAUUGAUUUGUGUUGAAUUCACGACGGCUGAAGGGAGAAGCUGGCUUUUGGCUCUCCAAAGAAAGGCAUCGACGACACGACACGCACGCACACACCGCCUGCAACUCGCUGCAUUGUCACAUUAACACACAGUACAGCAACAGCAAUCUUACUGCUGGAUUGUCACACAGAGUACAACAACAACAACAAUCUUACUGCUGCGUUGCUCCGAGGGUACGUAAACCACACAUUUCAGUCUGUCAGCACCACAGCAGGCCGUGUUUGUGAUAUCUGUGAGUCGUUCAUAAUCCGACUCGAGAAUUUCACGGCGUCCAAACGUUCAACUCGGCCACUGCAAUUUGUUGAGUCUGCGUUCCUAAGCCACGAUUACGGAUUAGUAAAAUUGAUUGGUUAUUAUUUUAAGCGCGUGUGUGCGUGCGUGCGUGUCGGAAUAUCAAAGGCUAGGGGGGGUGGGUCUGCGUCUUAUUCAUCCGUUAGCUGAGUUGGUUGUGCGUCCGGUGGGGGGGGAGGGGACGUGAGUGCGCCCAGCACGAACUUAGCCAAGCGAGUCUCCCUUUCAGCAACGUCUUACAAUCCGCAGAUUUAGAUGUAAGACAAGCAAACAGCAGCAGCAGCAGACAUCCGUUACUCAGUGACGGUGACGCCACCGCCAGUGCCAGGCUCGGUGCACCUUGAGCGUCAAGGCGAGACGAGUUCGUAGCGGACACGCAACGGAGUAAAACCCCGCGCCUUUGCACGUAGACACCAGCACCAUCACCACCAGCACCAUCACCACCAGCACCAUCACCACCAGCACCAUCACCACCACCAGCACCACCACCAGCACCACCACCAGCACAGGGGACACGUAGACACUAUCACCAGCACCACCAGCACCACCAGCACCACCACCAGCACCACCAGCACCACCAGCACCACCACCAGCAGCAGCACAGGGGACACGUAGACAAGCAGCUAUGUUCCACACGCUGUCCAGCCUGCUGUUCGGAACUUCGUCCGCGGCUGCCGUGGCCUCUUCGCGAGACCCGACCCCGGUUCGAACUCUGGAGGAGGAGGUGGACGGCUGGGUGGUGCUGGAGCUCGUGAGAGGUGUGGAGUCGACCGAGUUGGUGGCUUGCGACCCCCAGACGACCAGGCAGGAGGAGAGGCCCCUGGAGAGGCUGGGAACGUCGUGGUGCAGCGACGCGGGCCUCAGGCUCGUGACGCCCGACUGUGAGCUGCUCAUCAGCCGAUCCAGAGCCCACCCGACCCCCACAAUCGUCCCCAUCUUUCCCACCGCCUCCUCCUCCUCCGACAACAACAACAACAAUGACGACGAGGAGGCUGGCCAGCAUCUGCGACGGCGCUGGCAGCAGCAGCAGCAGCGAGGCCACGUGCUCACGUUGGGGCCACCGCCUCAGCUGCUACCUAGGCGCUACCAGCAGCACCACCAGCAGCAGCACCACCAUCAGCACCACCAGCAGCACCACCAUCAGCACCAUCAGCAGCAGCAGAGGAGGAGGGGAAGUCGGGCUCGGCAGAGAGUGGCGCUGUCGGCGCUGCACCAGCCGUGCGGGCGCGCGUUCAACUUCUGAGAGGGUGGCGCGCGUGACAGACGGACGGACUGACGGACGGACGGACGGAUGCAGCGAGGGAAGGGCGGAGAGGAUGGAUGGAUUGUAUAGGGCGGCGUUCUUCAUUGCAAGGCCCCCAAGAGCCACGUGUGGUCGCUGGGGGCCUUUAGCGCGGCCCCUUGGCCGUGCGGCGCCCCGAUACAAAACACAACGCUGACAACCUCCACCAUCAUCAUCAUCACCACCACCAUCAUCACCAUCAUCAUCACCAUCAUCAUCACCACCAUCAUCAUCACCACCAUCAUCAUCACCACCAUCAUCAUC
Molecule: messenger RNA, 2050 nt
Organism: Petromyzon marinus (sea lamprey)
Lineage: Eukaryota; Metazoa; Chordata; Hyperoartia; Petromyzontiformes; Petromyzontidae
Source: RefSeq, a predicted model, not a curated record